Messenger RNA from Camellia sinensis, 2636 nucleotides. RefSeq names its product inorganic pyrophosphatase TTM2. Gene Ontology annotation, molecular function: kinase activity; ATP binding. The record is from RefSeq and is a predicted model, not a curated record. Lineage: Eukaryota; Viridiplantae; Streptophyta; Magnoliopsida; Ericales; Theaceae.
AAGUAUUUAAUUGCUUUUCUCUCUCUCCAUUGGGUCCCUUUCUUGAGUGUUCUCGUAAAUUUGCAAUUCCGUGGCAAUUCCGCCAGAAUUCCCACUCCUUCCCCCGCAGCAAAAUCCCGGAAAAUCACAUUUCUUUCAAUCCGAAGGAAAACUAAAAUCACACACAAAGAGAAAGAAAUCUGUGUAUGAAUAUAUAUAACAUCAUAUAUAUACUCCAUAAAUGAGCAGGCUUUUUCUACGGUUUUAGUUGCUGAACUCAGCGUGUGACUCGAUUAAGCUAGCAUAUUUGCUAUGGCUCCAGAUAAUUCUGCUGAAUCAAAUCAGCGAAAGCCUGGGCUCUUAAAAGAUCAAGUUCGGUUGGUUAAGCGAAAGGAUAUUGAUCGAUAUGAGAUUGUCCCUAUACAUGAUCCUCUGUCAUUUGAGAAGGGUUUCUUUAUAGUUAUCCGUGCAUGCCAAUUGUUAGCCCAAAAAAAUGAUGGGCUGAUAUUAGUAGGGUUAGCUGGUCCAUCCGGAGCUGGGAAGACUGUGUUUACUGAGAAAAUACUCAACUUUAUGCCCAGCAUUGGUGUCAUAUCAAUGGACAACUACAAUGAUUCUAGUCGAAUUAUUGAUGGCAACUUUGAUGACCCACGCUUGACGGACUAUGACACAUUGCUCAAGAAUAUCUAUGACCUAAAGGAAGGGAAGCAGGUUGAGAUUCCCAUAUAUGAUUUCAAGUCUAGUUCCCGCACAGGAUACAGGACACUCGAAGUUCCAAGCUCCCGUAUUGUGGUUAUUGAAGGUAUCUAUGCUUUGAGUGAAAAGUUGAGGCCUUUACUGGAUCUUCGAGUAUCCGUUACAGGUGGAGUGCACUUUGACCUUGUUAAACGGGUAUUGCGGGACAUACAACGUGCUGGGCAAGAGCCAGAAGAAAUAAUCCAUCAGAUAUCUGAAACGGUAUAUCCAAUGUACAAGGCGUUUAUUGAGCCAGAUCUUCAAACAGCACAUAUAAAAAUCAUCAACAAGUUCAACCCAUUCACAGGAUUUCAGUCUCCUAUUUACAUUUUAAAGUCAUCAAAGAAAGUGACAGUGGAUGAAAUCAAGGCUGUCAUGUCAGAAGAACACACGGAAACAAUGGAGCAGACUUAUGAUAUUUAUCUUCUACCACCUGGUGAAGAUCCUGAAUCAUGCCAAUCAUAUUUGAGGAUGCGGAACAAAGAUGGAAAAUACAAUCUCAUGUUUGAGGAAUGGGUUACAGAUUCUCCAUUUGUCAUAUCACCAAGAAUAACUUUUGAAGUCAGUGUGCGGCUUCUUGGUGGCUUGAUGGCCUUGGGAUACACGAUAGCAGCUAUCCUAAAACGAAGUAGCCAUGUAUUCUCUGAUGAAAGGGUGUGUGUGAAAAUUGAUUGGUUAGAACAACUGAACCGCCAUUAUGUUCAGGUGCAAGGAAAAGAUCGCCUACUUGUAAAGUAUGUGGCUGAGCAGUUGGAACUGGAAGGGUCAUACGUUCCUCGUACUUAUAUAGAACAAAUACAGCUGGAGAAACUUGUAGAUGAGGUUAUGGCAUUACCAGAUGACUUGAAGACAAAACUCAGCAUGGAUGAUGAUCUGGUGGUAGCAAGUCCCAAAGAAGCACUUUCUCGAGCUGCAGAGAGGGUUGCCAUGAGAAAUAAGAAUCUCAGGAGUGGUAUGUCACAUUCAUAUUCAACACAACGGGACAAAAAUCUGUCAAAGAUGACUGGAUUUUCUGCCAAUAACCAACGGUUUGAUGACAGGACAACAGAAUCACAAGCGGCAUUAGCAAACCAGGGAGUUAUCACGCAGCUGUCAGAACAAAUUUCCACACUCAAUGACCGGAUGGAUGAGUUCACAUCUCGGAUUGAAGAACUGAAUUCCAAGUUAACCAGCAAGAGAGUUUCUGGCAGCCAACAAAACAUGGCUCUGCACGCUGAAGCCUGCAAUGGAUCUGCUCCUACUUCUUACUUCAUCUCUGGUUUAGGCAAUGGUUCCUUGACUGGAUCUAUAAUGCCUAAUUCGUCAUCUUCCUCCCAGUUAGCAAAGGAAUCUCCAUUAAUGGAGGAGAUUUCAACUAUUGCUCGUGGACAACGUCAAAUCUUGCAUCAGAUGGAUAAUCUUAGCUGUCUUUUUGGUGAGACCUUGAGAGAGAAGCCACGCCACCAAGCAAGAACGGAUAGGAAAAGCAUAAUGGCUGACAUUGAACCAAUUAGGGCUUCUCUGAUUUUAACUUUGGCGGUUGGUGGUUUGGGAAUCUUCUUGUUUAAGAGUUUUCUACCUCGAAAUUGACUUCUAGCAGCAACUAACUUUGAAAUCUUCAUUUCUUUUCCUUUUUUUAACGGUUUUUCAUUUUGGGUCAUACCAAAUAUGUUGCAAUGCCACCCUUGAGCUCGGGGAAGGACAGACUGCUGAUAACCGGAGGCAAAUAAACGCUCUCAAGGUUAUCUUUUGAGGUUUGUUAAAGAAGGGUGUGCUUUGGCAAAUUUUGUAAUUGGUAGAGAGCCCUAGAAGUUUUAGCAGAAAUGUUUUUCCUAUGACCUCUUCAAAAGUUCAAUCAAUACAAGUAUAGGAAAAAUAUAUGAAUUCCAUCUCAAAUUUUACUCUUCAACUACAGAUUAUGAAUGACAAGUUCAUAAAACAUA